CGGGCAAAUCGGCGAGCCGGCGCGAGACGAGAGACGGUCGAGGCGUCGGGUAGGAGCGGCCGACCGAGCUGCACCGUGACGGGGGAGCGGCCAUGGCGAGCGGCGGCCUGUGGGGCGCGCUCGGGCAGGCGUCGAACGUGGCGCAGCUGGUCGGCGUCGACGCGCUCGGGCUGGCCUACAUGGUGGUGCAGGCGGCGCUGGCGGCGCGUCGCCACCGGGACGCGUGCAGGCGGCUGGGGCAGCACGUGGAGCUCGUCGGCGGCCUGCUGCGGGAGCUGGAGCUCGCCGAGCUGAUGCGGCGGGAGGCCACCCGGCGGCCGCUCGAGCAGCUCCGGGGCGCGCUGCGGCGGUGCUACGCGCUCGUCACGGCGUGCCAGGAGGACCGCGGCUACCUCCACCGCCUGCUCCUCGGCGCCCGGAUGGCCGACGAGCUCGGCGCCGCGCAGCACGAGAUCGACAUGUACAUCCGCCUCAUCCCUCUCAUCGCCCUCGUCGACGGCAGCAACAAUCGUCGUGUCACACAGGUAACCGAGGGGGAACCCAGUAUGGUCCCAAGCUGUUCAGACCAUCACACAAGGUUUCCAAGCAGAGUAGUGGAGUUCAUUGAUUUACAUGUUCAAGGAGCGGCAAAACCUGGUGAAAUUGCGGGGAAAUCAGUAACAGUGGACCUGCAAGAAGGAAAAAUAAUGGACAUUGAGGCAGUACUGAAGCUUUGUAUCCAUACUGAGAAGAACUACCCAGGAUUUAGGAGGUUUGAUUUCUUUCAGAUUAUGGAAGCUACAGAUGGUUUCUCUGAGAAGAGAAAACUUGGCAAGGGUGGAUUUGGUACUGUUUACAAGGGCCACUUACAUGAUGGACUUACAGUUGCCAUGAAGAGAUUUGAUGCUGAUGCAGCAAUAUUUGAUUUCAAAACCGAGUUGCAGCUUGUAAGUAUUCACCAUGGCAAUCUAAUUAAGUUAUUGGGGUGGUGCAUCCAUGAAAAAGAAAGGAUCCUUGUCUAUGAGUACAUUCAGAAAGGCAGUUUGGACAGGACCAUUUUCCGCAAAACGAAGGGAGCAUUGCUAAAUUGGUCUAAGCGACUUCAGAUAAUUAAAGGGAUAGCUGAGGGGCUUCUUUAUCUGCACAAGCACUAUUGGAUUGUACAUAGGGAUUUGAAACCCAAUAACAUCCUCUUAGACCUUGACACGAACCCAAGGAUUGCUGAUUUUGGAUCUGCAGUGACACUGGUUUCAGAUGUAGCAGAGGAGCAUACAGGGAGAGUUGUGGGAACCAGUGGUUACAUAGCUCCGGAGUAUGCAUCUCAAGGCAUCUACUCUCUUAAGACAGAUGUGUUUAGCUUCGGCGUCUUGGUUCUUGAAAUCAUUAGUGGACGAAGGAAUUUCACAAUGGAGCUGCAAGGGGAUACCGUUGGCAAUCUCGUUCGAGAUGCAUGGCAUAUGUGGAGAGACGAGAAGUUGCAUGAGCUUGUGGAUCCAGCACUAUCUGAUGGAUAUGAUAGCCCUGUGAUAAUUCGAUGCACCCAGGUGGCGCUUCUUUGUGCUCAGGAAGAUCCAGCAGAUCGACCCACAAUGACAGAUGUUACUGCAAUGCUGAACUCUGAAAGCAUAUUGCUGUCAGAUCCAAAGGAGCCAACUGAGCUGACUAAUGGAGGUGCUAGUGCUGACAGUUCAUCAUCAUAUACUGGUCAGUCAAGCAAGACGAUAGACAUAACCAUCACGAGUUCAGCUCCGGUGUCAACCAGAAUUCGCAUCAUUGUUGACCGAGAUUUGACUGGAGAAAAAUACAACCAACAACUCUUGUAUAGUCGUAUAGAUAUAGAUGGUUGUAAAAAAAUGAUAGACUCGUCGAGUCUUUGUAUUGGUAUACCCAAGUGAUGCAAAUUUAUGUAGAUUGUGAUGUCGAGUGAUUGAGCUAUCAGCUAUGGUGUCUGACGCUGCAUUUCAAGAUGAUUACUCAACAACAGGCCAUGU
Molecule: messenger RNA, 1970 nt
Organism: Oryza brachyantha (malo sina)
Lineage: Eukaryota; Viridiplantae; Streptophyta; Magnoliopsida; Poales; Poaceae
Product: cysteine-rich receptor-like protein kinase 19
Exons: 8
Coding region: 93-1874 (593 amino acids)
Biological process (GO): protein phosphorylation; cell surface receptor signaling pathway
Molecular function (GO): ATP binding; protein kinase activity
Source: RefSeq, a predicted model, not a curated record